Molecule: messenger RNA, 396 nt
Organism: Lasiosphaeria miniovina
Lineage: Eukaryota; Fungi; Ascomycota; Sordariomycetes; Sordariales; Lasiosphaeriaceae
Exons: 3
Coding region: 1-396 (131 amino acids)
Source: RefSeq, a predicted model, not a curated record
AUGUCUUCCUCGUCGUCGUCGUCCAUGAAUAAAUACUGGAUCCCUCAUCUCGACAUUCACAAAAAGGUCAUCACCCAAGAGCUCCAAUACUAUCUUGGGCCGCAAGCGACAGUGAGAGCUUACACUCGUGAGGGAGAAGAUGGCUUCUUGAUCACGACCCCGGGGCCUUGCCUGUCAGAUGAGCAAAUCGACGACAUAUGCGUCAAGUCGAAGGAGAUGUGGGAAAGACAGGCAGCAGCACGAGCAUCUGGUAGCCCCGAAAAGCCCUUGAAGCGGCCGCUUCACAAACCGGUCGUGGUAUCCACGGCAGGCGCAAGCGAUUCGCCAAGAAGGAGGGGGGAGGACCGAUGGCGCACCGACUCGAGAAGUCGACAAGGCGAGAGACGUCGAGCUUGA